Penicilliopsis zonata CBS 506.65 is the source of this 990-nucleotide messenger RNA. RefSeq lists its product as hypothetical. The coding region runs from base 1 to 990 and encodes 329 amino acids. Gene Ontology annotation, biological process: mitotic sister chromatid segregation; mitotic cell cycle; protein localization to kinetochore. NCBI's taxonomy places the organism in Eukaryota, Fungi, Ascomycota, Eurotiomycetes, Eurotiales, Aspergillaceae. Gene Ontology annotation, cellular component: chromosome, centromeric region; nucleus. The record is from RefSeq and is a predicted model, not a curated record. The transcript is spliced from 3 exons.
AUGAAUGAGGCGACUACUUCUUUGCUUACAGAGCAUUUCAGCUAUACUCCCCUGGUUAAUGAUAUCAUCAACUCCAUCAACAACCUGAUCUAUCAGGGUAUUUCUAGCCUCGAGUCCGGUCUGAUCACCACACCUCCCGAGCGGCUGGGCUUCGCGCAUGCGACCAACGGGUCGACCAUCCCUGAUACCGACGACGACGGCAAUGUCGUAUAUCCUGAAGCCAGACUAGAGAUCGAGAAUGGCCUUCAUCAGCUAGAAACGCUCCUUGAGUCGACCGUGGACAAGUCCUUUGACAAGUUCGAGAUCUAUGUGCUGAGAAACAUUUUCACCGUGCCGGAAGAUUUGACAGGAUGGGUUAGACUUGCACAUUAUGAGAACCUCGCCCUGGGUGAAGCCUCGAGUAAUGCGCCUACUCCGGAAACGAUCUUGACACAACGCAAGAAAUUGCAUGAGACAAGGAAGCUCAACCGGUCGCUGAAGCAAGAAGUCGCUCGGAAUGAUGCCAUGAUUGCUCAACUGCGGGCGAUAUUGGGCUCUGCCCAAGGCUCUGGCGGGGAGACUGAAGCUCCACCAGCAGGCGACUCUGCCACGCGCCCCGAUCUUGAUCUGUCGUUCCUGACUUCUAGCCCUGCGGCACGACAGUUGCGCGUUGGCGCCGCGGCAGGGCCGAAUACUACACACACACCCUUGACCACGAGCACUGCUUUCAUAUUGUCCCAACUCCCAGCACUGCAAGAGAUGCUCAAACGACUCCGAUCGAAACUUUCAAGCCUCCCGAAAUCCGACGUUUCAACCGCAGCGGACUCUAAGAGAGAAGAACGCAAGGCAUACAUUGAAAGCAGGAUCAGACUGCACCUUGAGCGUGCUGGACAAUUGGCCGUCGGAAGUGAUGGCCAGCCCCUCCUCACAGGCCGCAAAAUUGCACUCUCCGAGGCACAAGCCUUGGAAGCAGUCUCUGGUUUGCUUACUGAAGACACAAAAAUGGAGUAA